This is a messenger RNA of Diplodia corticola, 687 nucleotides long. Its product is annotated as oxidoreductase-like protein. Gene Ontology annotation, cellular component: mitochondrion. The transcript has a single exon. The record is from RefSeq and is a predicted model, not a curated record. NCBI's taxonomy places the organism in Eukaryota, Fungi, Ascomycota, Dothideomycetes, Botryosphaeriales, Botryosphaeriaceae. The coding region runs from base 1 to 687 and encodes 228 amino acids.
AUGCAACAGCGCACGAUCAAAUACCACAUUUCGAAGCCGGGCGAGCAAGCGACGCCGCUGCAGGGCUUCUACGCCGACAUGCUCGCGCACCCGCUGCACCAGACACCCGCCGCCACGCGCACGGCGCCCGCGCCGCCGCCGGCCGACGAGCUGCCCAAGACCACCAAGGAAGAAACGCUGGCCAAGGGCCGCAUCGUGUUCGGGUCGCGCCUGGCGGGGCCGACGGAGCGCAAGGAGAAGCGCAACGCCGGCAGCAAGAUGAUCGCGGGCGUGCGGGUGCCGCCGAAGCCCGAGGAGCCCGACAACUGCUGCAUGUCGGGCUGCGUCAACUGCGUGUGGGACGUCUACGGCGAGGACCUGGACGAGUGGGCCCAGGCCACGACCGAGGCCAAGGCGCGCAUCAGGGCGCAGGAGACGGAAAAGCGGCUGAAGGGCCAGGGCACGGGCGCCAUGUUGGCGUCCAAGGGCACGCCGACGCACGUUGCGAGCUCCAUGGAUGAUGAUGGCGGCGGAAGCGAGACGAACUGGAGCAUUGAUUUGGGAGAGCUGGGCGAGCUGGGCGACGCGCAGCCCGAGAAGCCGAUCGAGGAGGAGCUGUGGAAGAACAUUCCCGUCGGUAUCAGGGAGUUUAUGAAGACGGAGAAGCGGUUGAAGGAGCAGCACGCUGAAGAGGAAGCGCGUGCUUGA